Molecule: messenger RNA, 1050 nt
Organism: Seminavis robusta
Lineage: Eukaryota; Bacillariophyta; Bacillariophyceae; Naviculales; Naviculaceae
Source: the annotation of a GenBank genome assembly
AUGUCAUGCAGUGAUAUGGAGACUAGUAUUAAUACUAGUACUAGUACUAGUACUAGUACUAGUACUAGUACAGUGAGUUGUAACAGUACUACUAGUAGUAAGAAAGAGCAAGACUUGCAGGAAGCAGAAGAGCAAGACUUGCAGGAUUUGCUGGAAAUUGCAGCAGAAGCCACAGAGCUCAAUUUUCGGGGCAACAUUGCCGUUGCCGACACAACUAGCAGUACCAGGACCAGUACCAGUACCAAUAUUCCAUGUGAAGGUCCUCUUCAAGGCCUGAUGAAGACUGGCCGUUUGCCCAGUGAGCUGCUCUCAUCUUUGGAGUCCAUUCAUGAUCACAUUCAAUCCCAGAUUGGGGUCUCCAAGAUGGUGCCGUGGGCAGGAGUUGGACAGGACUCCUCACGUCUACGUGGAUUUGGAUUUCUAGGUCCACAAGCAUUUCGCAGACUCCAGCAGUCAGAUAUUCGACUACAUGCACAAGAAAAGAAUGGAAAACAAGCUCAAAUUGAUCAACAAGCCAAUCAAAAUGCUACCUGCAUACUCAAGGGAAAAUACCUACAAAUCGCAAAGUCAGCAGCUCGACAACUGAUUGGCUUUAUCCAUGAUACAUGCACUGACAACAGGACACCCAAACACCUGUCACUUGAACAACUCAUUGCCUACCAACCAAAUCUACACAAUGGGGCUCGUCAUCUAGCCGCGCACUUGGAUUGGCCCUUACAUGAAGGAUUUGGAAAAGUUAUUCUCACUGUCGCCAUCAAACAAUCUGCAACCAUCCUCAUCAUUGGUGGCAAGGAAGACACACUCACGGGAACACAACCUGCCUGGAAAUUCCAAUUGAAACAAGGAGAAUGCUAUCUCCUGGCGGGAAAUGCACGAAAUAUGUGCCUACAUGCCGUUAUUGCUGACGUCGACGUCGACGUCGACGACAAUCAUAAGCAUCAAAGGGAGAGCCUCAACUUGAGGUUUGGUCUACACACCGCCACAGAAGCUCACGAGGAAGUCACACGACACUGGCAAGAAGAAGAUGAAGAAGACGAAGACGCGAACUGA